Molecule: messenger RNA, 775 nt
Organism: Trifolium pratense (red clover)
Lineage: Eukaryota; Viridiplantae; Streptophyta; Magnoliopsida; Fabales; Fabaceae
Exons: 1
Coding region: 98-583 (161 amino acids)
Source: RefSeq, a predicted model, not a curated record
CACACACAACUCAUCAUCCAACUCAUUCCACAUUUUAUAAAUAACACAUCAAAAUUCAUAGCAUUGAAUCAAAGGGUGGCUCCAACCAAACACAAUAAUGGGUAAUAGCUUAAGGUGUUGUUUGGCUUGUGUUCUUCCAUGUGGAGCACUAGACUUGAUUCGUAUAGUUCAUUUAAAUGGCUAUGUAGAAGAGAUUACACGUCCAAUUUCAGCUGGAGAAGUUCUAAAAGCCAAUCCAAAUCAUGUUCUAAGCAAACCAAGCUCCGAAGGAGUUGUUCGCCGGAUUCUAAUCCUUUUACCGGACACUGAGCUCAAGAGAGGAAGCAUAUACUUCUUGAUCCCAUCAACUUCAUUACCAGAGAAAAAACGGCGGGUAAGAAGAAACAUAGCCGAAAAAGAUCUUCAAACCAAAAAAGUGUUCUCUUCUGAUCAGAAGAGUAUGAAGUGUGAUGAUGAUAAUAAAUCAUCGUCGCAGAAAUAUUGUGAAUCUAAGGAGAUGAAAGUCUCGAGGCGAGAUCGCCGGCAUAGCCGGAGUGGCGUGUGGCAACCUCAUUUGGAAAGCAUCGUGGAAGAUUUGUCUUAGUUUUGUGUUUCAAAAUCUUGCCGGAAUUUGGCAUGAUGGAGGGGAAUGGGAACCAAAAAUGGUUCACUACUUGAAUUAUUAUAGCAAAAUGACCUCUUUUCAAUUUUUUCUUAUAUAUGUAAUUAAUAAUAUUAUAAAUUUUGUGGAUAAAAAUAUUACCUUGCUUUCUUGUUUGAUCUUUUUAUUUUUGUG